Apus apus (common swift) is the source of this 1477-nucleotide messenger RNA. It is a transcript of the gene CCNB2, whose product is annotated as cyclin B2. Gene Ontology annotation, molecular function: cyclin-dependent protein serine/threonine kinase regulator activity. NCBI's taxonomy places the organism in Eukaryota, Metazoa, Chordata, Aves, Apodiformes, Apodidae. Gene Ontology annotation, cellular component: cytoplasm; nucleus; cyclin-dependent protein kinase holoenzyme complex. Gene Ontology annotation, biological process: regulation of cyclin-dependent protein serine/threonine kinase activity; mitotic cell cycle phase transition. The transcript has 9 exons. The record is from RefSeq and is a predicted model, not a curated record. Bases 80 to 1270 code for a protein of 396 amino acids.
GCGGCGUGCGGCGGCAGUGGCCGGGCUGGUUCCCUGCGGUGCGCGGCGUCUGUCGGAGCGCUCCCCUCAGCUGCUCGCCAUGGCGCUGACCCGCCGCGCUGUCGCUAGAGAGUUGGAGAAUGCUGUUACUGAAGUUAAAAGUAAAGCCAAAACUCACCUUCCUGGCAAAAGGGCUGCUUUGGAAGAAAUAGGAAAUAAAGUUACAACGAGAGGAACAAGUUUAGCUAAGAAAACAGAAUGCUCCAAAGCAUCCACAAAGCCUACAAAAGGACCUAGUAAGGUGAUAAAUGUACUGCCUAAACCUCCAGCUGCUGUGAAUCAAGCACUCAAAGAAACUACUGUUAAAAAGGUCCUGUCUCCUGUCCCCAUGGAUGUAUCUAUGCAAGAGGAGGAUUUAUGCCAAGCCUUCUCUGAUGUGUUGCUCAACAAUGUAGAGGACAUUGAUGUUGAGGACUGGGAGAAUCCCCAGCUGUGCAGUGACUAUGUGAAGGAUAUCUACCUGUACCUGCGAGAGCUGGAGCUGCAGCAGGCUGUGCGCCCGCACUACCUCGAUGGGAAGACCAUCAACGGCCGCAUGCGCGCCAUCCUGGUCGACUGGCUUGUCCAGGUCCACUCCAGAUUCCAGCUUUUGCAGGAAACGCUGUAUAUGUGUGUUGCAAUUAUGGAUCGCUUCUUACAAAGUCAACCAGUAGCUCGUAAGAGGCUUCAGCUGGUGGGUGUAACAGCAUUGCUCCUAGCCUCAAAAUACGAAGAGAUGUACUCUCCUGAUGUAGCAGACAUUGUUUACAUUACUGACAAUGCCUACACCAGUGCUGAAGUUAGAGAAAUGGAGAUUUUGAUUCUCAGAGAGUUAAACUUCAAUUUGGGACGACCUCUUCCAAUUCAUUUCUUAAGAAGAGCAUCAAAAGCUGGGGAGGCUGAUGCUAAGCAACACACACUAGCAAAAUACCUGAUGGAGCUGACACUGAUAGACUAUGACAUGGUCCACCACUGUCCUUCAGAGGUUGCAGCUGCUGCAUUGUGCCUGUCCCAAAAGAUUCUGGGACAUGGCAAAUGGGGUGCAAAGCAGCAGUACUACACUGGGUAUGCAGAGGACAGUCUUCUGAUGACUAUGAAACACAUGGCCAAGAAUGUGGUCAAAGUAAAUGGGAAGUUAACAAAAUAUACUGCUAUCAAGAACAAGUAUGCAAGCAGCAAACUACUGACCAUCAGCACCAUCCCUCAGCUGAACGGCGAGCUAAUCAGGGACCUGGCUUCAUCACUCUUGUGAUGACCCUGCUAGGCAGCCCAGUCCUGAUGGAACAUGCACUUUGUCCUUGCCUUCUCUGUUGGGGCAAAACCACUCUGCUCCUUGUACAUAGUAUUCCAGCCUUUCCACAGACAUUUUGGACUCACUCAGAAGGUGAAAUUUUAAACUUGCUUUGUAAUACAACUCUUUACCUAGAAAUAAAGCUACUCUCUUGUUUUUUUAAAAAAA